UGGACUUCCGGGUUAUGAUAAAUACAUGUAUUUUGAUUGAACAUUGAAGAAAAUUUACUUCCUAGUUAAGUUACUUCGGUUUUAACUUUAAACUGCAGUCGAAUUUCACUGAAAUGAAUGGGACCAAAAUUCCAAUGAGAUGUUACUUGCAAAAGUGUUUCUUGUUUGGAUGUUUAAUGCAGUGUUUGGAUGGAUGUGUCCUAGUGAUGUAGAAGUUCAAAGAAUUUACGUCAAAACUGGAGAAAAAGCAGUAAUCAGUUUCCAGACUUCAUUAAAAUCAUAUAAUGGCGUACUUUUGUACAGUGUAGUAAGAUUUGAUCAUCUUAACGUUUACUCAGCCGUAUUCUAUGAAAACGUGUUACAAAAUGAGAAGUCCUAUUUGAACUCUGAGUUUAUUGGGGAUGCCAACACUGGGAAUUUCACAGUGAGGACGGCAAGUGUGAAGUCACAAGAUGGUGGGACAUAUAUGCUACGACAUAAAGAAGGAACAUCGAAUAUGACUACAGAAGAAUGUGCCAUGUUAUAUAUCCUAGAUAAACCAAAGAAGGCGACUGUUUAUCAUGACAGUAUAAAUAUCCAAGGAAAUAAUAGUACCUUAACUUGUACCAGCAUUUCUACAACAUACCCGACAAAUCACACACUAAAUCUUACAUAUAACUGGAUUAUCAACAAUGUCAGCAACCCUUCUAACCAAAGAUAUGUAUAUUCUUCAAAUAAAAAGACAAUUUUUAUCAAAUCUGUUGAUAAAGAGGAUGCAAACAUGAAAUUAACGUGCAGCGCUACAGAAUUCGGCGAUGAAGUUAUUGGGUAUACAUCAGAUGAAAGUGAAAUGUCAUUAUUUGUUGUUAUUUAUGGACCUGAAAAGAACGAAAUCAAUACAACAUCUCCAUAUAUAAUUAUGGAAGGAGAUAGUACUGAGACAAUCAAAUGCAAAGCAGACUGUUACCCGUCAUGCGCAUGCGUUUGGAGAAAUGAAUCUUCAGGAAGUAGUAUUGGAGAAAACGGAAGUUUUGUUAUAAGGACAAUCUCAAAAUACCAAUCCGGGAAUUAUACAUGUACCUGUACAAAUACAGCAAAAGACAAGAUCGCGACUGAGCAGACUUCUUCGUUGUAUAUCAAAGUUGAAUAUAAUAGUAAAAGAUCACCAAUUGCAGAUAAUUCUGGUACAAACACCUGCGACCAUACUUGGAUGAUAGUAGGAAUAAUAUUCGGGUUAUUAUGUGUAGUAAUGAGUGGCUAUGCAGUCUAUGUUACAAUUCUACUGAGAAGGACUAACAUCAGAAAAGGCGAGGGGGGAUCAGCUGGAACGACUGAUCCUGCAUAUUACGAAAAAGUAGAGGAAGAUUCGAAAACUGCUGAAAAUCGGAGAGAACCAGGUUCUUCAAACACGGACGAGUACGAAAACUCCGUAAAAAUGUACACGGAUCUUGUGCGAUAUUCGAAGGACGAGAAACAAACCUACGACAUCAUUCAAAGCAAUAAAUGAAACACUGGAUUGACAGCCUAAUUAUUAAGAUAUUUGAAUUAAACAUUUACCAUAGAGGCGAUGCUAAUCAUUGUUAUAUGUAAGUAAAGCAAAGAAAGAUGGAUAAAAGUCAUACGCGUACAGAAAUGAUGAAACAUCGAAAUUCUCACCGUGAAAUACAACCAUAUUCUUAAACCAAAUAAUCAAACAGAGUCUGAAAUUUUCAUGUAAUUUUGUGUGACUAAUGCUUCCGAGGGAUAACCCUUCUUCCAGAAUUUUAUUCGUUAGGCUGAUACGUUGAUACAGGACUGUGCAUUUUUUUUAUACAUUUGCAUUGUAUACCUGUAUACUGAUGCAUAAAUAGGUUUAUUGUAUAGUGUAUAUCAUUCUCUGGACUUGACAAUACGUGUUGUACAUAAGUAGCUUUUUUACUAUGUGUUAAUCUCUACCUUGUUGUACAAAGUUCACUAUUUUGCUAUUGUAUUAAAUAUUUUUCUUGUGGCACUAUAUAAAUAACACUUGGGUUUGUGGGUAACAGUGAAAAUAACAUCCGAGGAAAAUACGCGAGAUGAUAUUUUUUUCGAGAGAUGAUAUUUUACUGUAACUCACAAACCCAUGGGUUAUUUAUUUUAUUACCCCGAACCUAUACUGUGAUGAUCUAAAAUUGUCAACUGAAUCUAACUGUAACAAAAUUAAACCAAGAGUAGCAAUAACUAAACUGUCAUUACCUUGCAAGUUUUAAGGUAACUGACUGUAGGCCUACUUGAGAAGUUAUUUUCCGUUUAUUCUUUAACCAAGUGAUGAUAUCUACUAGUCAUACACAUACAAUAAGCUGUGUUUUAUUUCGAAAACAAAACACAAACUCAUUUAUACGUUAUGAUCUGUGAAAUCUGAUCCUUCUGGCUGCCUUCGAUUGCUAACGCGGGUUUAACACUUUCGACACGGGUAACAAUCGAACAAGGUAGAGUUGAGUAUUACGUCAUCAGUUUUGCGUACCUGAGUUACGCGGGUUGGACACUGCCUAUCAGCUGGGUCACAAGUGUUAAAAUGGCGGCCAACAACGUUGAAAAGGAGUAAAUGAGAGGAUUUUUAUAGUUUUUCUGCUUUUGUUUGUUAAUAGAAUCUAAUAUAGCCUUUGAAUUUAUCUUUACUUUAUUUAUUUAUAUAAAAUAGUUAAAGUAAUUCAAGCAUUAUUUCCUCCGCCCAAAGGUGCAAAUAAUUCCCUGGGCGCAGCCAUAUUUGUUUACAACCCGAUCAACUCGUGCUUGUUCGAUUGCUAUUAAAGGUACGCAUGCGCAUAUGAGCUUUUCCGGUAUCGACAUUACUUACACGGGUUAGGCAAUCGAAGGCAGCCAAAAAUAUUCUUCGCAUGGUUUUUGACAAAGUGCAGUUACAAAAUAACGAUGAUAUCCUAUGAAGGUCCACCAUAUCCAUAAUAUUCGAGAAAAAAUGAAUCGAGAAAAAAAUUGGCCAUUUUAAUUAAUUUUAUUUAGAAAAUAGACCACGUGACCAGAUUUUACACUGUUAAAUAGUACUGUUACCUAUGAAACAGCAUAAAUUCUUAGUCACGUGGCACAUGUACACUUGCAUUACCAGUAAGAAUAACCCCAAGAGGCCUAUGGGAAUUUGACAUUACGAAAAAAGUGAGGGGUAAUAAAACAAAAUGUAUAACGUUUUGAUAUUGUAUUAUGUAUUUGGACCGAUGGCCUGGAUUAUUAGGUUAAAGAAAUUGUAUUAACUUGUAUUGUCAUUCGAAAAUCUGUUUUGAAAUGUUCAAUUUUCUAAUUAUUAUUAACUGCCAUUCUCAAAUUAAAAGCAUAUUGAAUCAAAAAUAAAAAAAAAAUGUAAAAAAAUCGAGAAUGUUUUUAGAUAGCAAAGUGAUAAAUAUUGAAGUUGUACAUGUAUUAUGAAUGCAUGGAAAUGAUCCUGUAUGCUUAACAGUGGACUCUAGAGAAGAUGCCGGAAAUGGCAAGAAAUAAAAUGAGAAAAUAUUAAGAAUAUGCUGUGGUGAAUUUAAAAUGAAAACAAUAUAAACAAUAUCAAUUUUGCACUUUGUAAAGCUUGUGUUAAUUUGUUUUUUAUCUUCAAUUGUCAUGAGUACCUUGUCUUUAUUCUAUUAUUCGUUUUAAUUAUAGAUAUAAUAAGUAAGAAAGUAGAUAGGCAGGCAAGUA
Ruditapes philippinarum (Manila clam) is the source of this 3636-nucleotide messenger RNA. RefSeq lists its product as uncharacterized. The transcript has 7 exons. Bases 140 to 1486 code for a protein of 448 amino acids. The record is from RefSeq and is a predicted model, not a curated record. Lineage: Eukaryota; Metazoa; Mollusca; Bivalvia; Venerida; Veneridae.